CAGUGCGUGUGCCAGCUGUGUGAACACACCAACUUCACCUGCCAGACGGAGGGCGCCUGCUGGGCCUCGGUCAUGCUGACCAACGGGCGCGAGGAGGUGGUCAAGUCCUGCGUGUCCCUCCCGGAGCUCAACGCCCAGGUCUUCUGCCACAGCUCCAAGAACAUCACCAAGACUGAGUGCUGCUACACCGACUUCUGCAACAACAUCACCCUCCGCCUGCCCCUGGGUGAGUGCCUCGUGAGCGCUGCUGUGACACCCGAGGGUGGGGACACACUGGGCAGGGGCCAUGGCCAGGGCAGCCAGCUCACGCUGAGGGACCUCAUCUAUGACAUGACCACCUCCGGCUCUGGCUCUGGUUUGCCCCUGCUCGUCCAGAGAACCAUCGCCAGGACGAUUGUCCUGCAGGAGAUCGUAGGAAAAGGCCGGUUUGGCGAAGUCUGGCGUGGGAAGUGGUGCGGGGAGGAUGUGGCUGUGAAAAUCUUCUCCUCCAGAGACGAGCGGUCCUGGUUUCGGGAGGCAGAGAUUUACCAGACGGUCAUGCUGAGGCACGAGAACAUCCUGGGCUUCAUCGCUGCCGACAACAAGGAUAACGGGACAUGGACUCAGCUCUGGCUUGUCUCCGAGUACCACGAGCAGGGCUCCCUGUUCGACUACCUGAACAGAGGCACGGUGACGGUGGAGGGCAUGGUCAGGCUGGCGCUGUCAGUGGCCAGUGGCCUGGCCCACCUCCACAUGGAGAUCGUCGGCACACAAGGGAAGCCAGCGAUCGCACACCGAGAUCUGAAGUCCAAGAACAUCCUGGUGAAGAGGAACGAGACCUGUGCCAUCGCCGACCUGGGCCUGGCGGUGAAGCAUGACUCGGUGCUCAACACCAUCGACAUCCCCCAGAACCCCCGCGUGGGCACCAGGAGGUGGAAACAAUUAGAGUUUGUUGUGGAGCAGGUACUUUGUGUGUUGUAUUACCUCCACAAUAAAUGUUCCCUAGGGAUCACUGAGGAAUACCAGUUGCCUUACUACGAUGUUGUGCCUUCUGAUCCUUCAAUAGAAGACAUGAGAAGGGUUGUCUGUGAGCAGAAGCUCAGACCGAAUAUUCCAAACCAGUGGCAAAGCUGUGAGGCGCUGCGGGUGAUGGGCCGGGUGAUGCGGGAGUGCUGGCACGGCAGCGGCGCCGCCCGUCUCACCGCCCUGCGCGUCAAGAAGACCGUCUCGCAGCUCUGCCUGCAGGAGGACUCCAAAGCCUGACCGACCUCCCCGCGCCAGGAGACGGGAAGGAAUUCUGCCGUUCACCUUUCCACGUGUGAUAGUAUUUUUAUUUCUGGUCUACCUCAGAUAAGGUGGUUCAGUGUUGCAGUGCCCGGAGCAGAGCGCUGACCUCGAGCGUCGUGUCCGGCCGUGGGAAGAGGCAGCUUGGGACUCGAGUUGGGUUUGGUACAGCAAGUCCAUGACUCGCUUUGCUUUUGUGAGGAAAUUGGACACCAGGCGAGUCACAGGAAGGAGGUUAAAGCAUCACAACAGUGUAAAAAUACCUUUUGCUGUUGCACUUUUCAUCCUCGUCAGACCCCAAAUGCCCUGGAAAUGUCUGGUGUUGGUUAAAGCUGUUUGCAAAAAAAGCCUCAUGUUCUGUCCUCAAACCAAGUAAAAGACCAAAUUUAACCCAGCUUUUUACCUAUUUUUAUGCAAGAAUCUGAAAAGGGGCUAUCAGUAAAAGCAAUUAAAAAAGAUGGAAAUUCCAUGAAGCAUGUACCUUGUGAACAAAACCAUUGAGUCAGUUCCCUAUUAAUAUUUAUAUUUAAUGUCUUGGUUUCACAUACAAUAUUAUGGUUAGGGUUUGAGUUGUUUUAUUCUGUUUGUUUGUUCGUUGAACAGAUCGACCAAGGGAUAACUUUUCUUUCUAACAGUUUUUAGAAGAAAUAGUAGAGGCAAUACUUUUCCAUUAGUUACGUAGGGAUAAAGUGGGAGAAAUUCUACCUAAACUGAGAAAAUAUUUAUUUUUAACAAUAUCUUGCUAAUCACUGGUAACAUUUUUUUAGUGCCUUUUGAUGUGUUGGGGGAAGCUUUGACAAAAGCCAACACAGCCUUUUCAGAGGUUUCUUAUGGAAUUCUGUAACAGCACCAGGCUGGUGACGAGUAUUAUCAUCUCUGCUCAUGUUUCCAUAAUACCACAGCCAUCAAAGCGAGGUGUUGUAUCAGAAUUCACUGAUGUUCUGGCGUUUUGUGAACUGAUGCUUCUGCCCCACUCCAUGGCCCAUGUAUUUGAAUAUAGUAUUCUAAUAUAUUUAAUAGCCAAAAUUAUACAUUUCAUAAUCAUAUGGUUCUUUAAAUCUUUAAAUCCAGCUGGUCCAUGGAAAUUAAGCCCAAAGAUGUUUCCAGAAUAGCAGAGCUCUGAAAAAAUCUUGUGUAGCCCAGGCAGCUCCAUUGCAGUCAGUUGUUGGCUGAUCACAGGUUGUCAGAUCAAUCUUUGGGGUAAAAUCUCUUUAAUUGGAACUGUUGCAGGGAAAAACGGGUUAAACUUUUACUGAGUGGGGUGGUCUGUAGUAUCAGCACUCUGGGUUUCUUCCUGACACACAUCUCCAGGAGCUGUGGAUCCUUUCUGGCUGUUAAUUGCCCGUAAAUAGGCUCUGAUGCAAUUUACCUCUUUGCACAGGUGCUUGUGUUAAACAAUGCAGGUCUUUCUGUGGUCUGGAGCUGAGCAGUGGAGAAUAUUUCCCUUAAAUUGCUGGUAGAUUUUUCUCCAUUGUGGUUUCUGAGAUGUAAUCAAAGGUGUCUCAGAGAUUUGGGCCAGAUUGGAUGGGGCUUGGAGCAACCUGGUCCGGUGGAAGGUGUCCCUGCCCAUGGCAGGGAAGGGAACAAGAUGGGCUUUAAGGUCCCUUCCAAGCCAAGCCAUCCUGUGAUUUAAUUCUUAUGUGCUUCAACUGCAUGAACUACCCCGCAGAGCUCAGUAGAUGUGACUUUCUAGGCUGUUUGAGGAGUAAUUUUAGCAUGAUCCAAAGCAUGAUGCUGACUUGUGCAUCAAAACAUUUGCAAACCUAAGAUCCAGCAUUUGUUCUUGUAGUACAUAAGUUGAAAAAAAUUCCUUAUCUUAGAAAGGAACAAUCGAAGAUACUGGUUUUUUUUUAAGUGGGAAAAGGGUUUCAGUUUUCAGUUGCCAUUCUGGAGUCUCUGAAGGUUGUUGGUCAGCCCUAUAAUUUGAACAAGACCCUUUUGGGCCUGGCUGGGAGGUGUGGGUGGAGGAUUCUCAGGCUCAACUCCCUUGCACGUGUCACAGCUCCAGCCCCAGGAAUACUUUAACCCUUUCCCUGCACAUAUCUCGUGGUAUCAGAUAUUAUAGUCUGUUUGUCCUGGUGUUUCACCCAACUCAGUAUUUUUGCACUGGUUUUCUUUUUUCUUUUGUUGUUGAGAGGCGAAUGUGUAUUUUGGUGAGCCAGAGUUAAAACAUAACUGAACCAAGGGCUGAUGAUGUUGUAUUGAGCUCUGAAAUGUUUGCAAACUCUACAUUCCUUUAAAAAACCCCAAAGAACCAUUGUUUUAGUGGCCUUUCCCCUCCAUGUGGAUCUGUCCAGUUCUAGUUUAAGCACAGAGGUUAUGCCAAGACACUUCUGUGCGUUUUAGGGAGGCUUAGGUUUCCUCAGAGGUUACAAUGUUCCUGCUAAUCUUCACUUAAAGCACAAGUUCUUAAACUCAUAAAAAUUUUCAAGGUCAAGGAUGCUCAAACCCCAUCACCACAUUCAGCCUCUCCUAAUUGAUGCUUCUAGUUGGAAGGAGUUACUAAUAUUUUAUAGUUUGCUUCUAAUAACAACGUAAAGCUUAAUGCAGGGAUUAUGGACUGAAAGGGAAAGUUAAUUAAUGUUUCCUCGAGCACCGAAUUGUUUUGUGUUUCCUGAGCUGCUGCCCCCAGACACCCCUCGAGAAAUUCAGGCUGUAAUCUCCUCUGCACUUUGGUACUUUUAUUAUUUGCACUUAACCAGGGUCGUUCCCUCGUGUAACCCUAUAAUGAACCCUACAAUAUUUUAGUCGUUGCUAUGUCACUUCUUUUCUUGGUAAUAAAUUCAGGAGUUAUAGAUGAAUUUAUUUAGAAAUAUGUCCAGUCCCUACAACAGGUCUGAACUUUGAGCAGGCCACGUUCUUGUCUCAGUCCCUGUCUGCCCAGAGCUCCUGUGCCACUGGUGGGCUGGGGGCUGUCCCCAGCAGGGGUGUCCUGGGGGCCGGAGGGUUCACAGGCACAGAGGAACAAGCUCAUUUUUGUGUUCCUGAAGGUGAUGGCCCAACCCCCCUGCUGUGGUUCCAUGGGGGUCUGUGAGGCUGUCCUGGGGCUGUCCUUGGGGUGUCCUUGGGGAGUCCUCCCCCAGCAGCACCGGGAGCCAGUCCCCUGCCCUGCCCUGAGCUGUGUGUCUGUGAUUCCAGGAGCAUCCCCACGGGCUGUGGUGCCCCGAUCCCCCGAAAGCUUUUAGGGACAGAUGUCCAAGUUCUGCUCUAACAGGCAGAACAGUUUAUGAAUGUACAGGGAGUAAGACUGAGGUACAAUAUAUUUCUGCAGAAUAUAAGAAAUGUGCAAUAAGUUGUAGCUUACACUGAAUGUAUUUUUGGAUGAAUGGACUAGAAUUUUGAAUGUAGCUGUGAAGUUUGUGUCUAAACCUGCUGCUGUUCUCAGUUCCAAAAGAGAAACGUGUCAUAUUUUGUCAAUCUGCAAACCACUUCCUGAGUUGUCUGUUUUUAAAAGAAGCAUUAAUAUUUUACCUGGAACAUUGUAAUAUUUCUGAAAUAAGUAGAGUGGUGCAGUGCUCAACCCUCGUCUUGUGAAAUACGUGAUCUGUGUACACUGCAGAGUUAUUUUUAAAACUAUUGCUAAAGUUAUUGCUUGAUAUUGCAGCUGCCUGGAUGUAAAUAAUGGUUUAGCUGUUGUAUUUUGUACGCGGAUUUUUCACCCCACAUACUUUGGGGAAGACGUGGCUAUUUUAAUAAAUUCAGUGUACUCUG
Manacus vitellinus (golden-collared manakin) is the source of this 4974-nucleotide messenger RNA. RefSeq names its product activin A receptor type 1C (gene ACVR1C). The transcript is spliced from 7 exons. The coding region runs from base 73 to 1242 and encodes 389 amino acids. Gene Ontology annotation, cellular component: plasma membrane; activin receptor complex. Gene Ontology annotation, biological process: cellular response to growth factor stimulus; activin receptor signaling pathway; protein phosphorylation. Gene Ontology annotation, molecular function: activin receptor activity, type I; ATP binding. The record is from RefSeq and is a predicted model, not a curated record. Lineage: Eukaryota; Metazoa; Chordata; Aves; Passeriformes; Pipridae.